Molecule: messenger RNA, 894 nt
Organism: Fonsecaea pedrosoi CBS 271.37
Lineage: Eukaryota; Fungi; Ascomycota; Eurotiomycetes; Chaetothyriales; Herpotrichiellaceae
Exons: 1
Coding region: 1-894 (297 amino acids)
Source: RefSeq, a predicted model, not a curated record
AUGGCGUGUGCACCACCUCCUUACUACCCCUUUGCAAUGCCACUUCCAGCCCAAGGACCCGGCCUGAUUGGCAAGACUGUUUACCAUUACAUGACGCGUGAUGGGGGGCCACCGAACAAGGGCGCACCUCCAAGCGGACCACCAUCUUCUGCCGGUGGUGGUGGUCCUCCUCCUCCGCCGCCGUAUUCUUUGAUGUCUCCCUGUCAAGGACCAUUUUGCCCUCCUCCACCGAGUCGGCCCGGUCCAUUUUUCGUUCCACCGGGAAAUGGAUUCCCUGGAGCAGUGUGUGUGCCUGAUGGGCCACCACCGCCUCCUCCAAAUGCGCCUACGUGGUAUCCAGCACCACCACCACCACCACCUCCUCCCCCUCCUCCCCCUCCACCAUCAAGUGUUGUAGGAGCAGUCGGCCACGCCGCUUCUCAAGCACCAGAACCACCCGUCAGUGGAAACCGAGUCAAGGAUCGACUUCUGGUGGUCAAGGACAGUGGAGGGCACGGACACGUCGCCUCCAAACACGUUGCGACAUUCCAUCUUUUCACCUACAAUGUCAUUGACAAGUACUCGGUGAAUGCGCACAACCAGUUUUACAUUCCACCGCAGUCGUGCGAGCCAUUCCGCGUCAUGACGGCAGCGUAUUCGAUGCCCAUCGAGGAACUGAUUGAGCAGUUGGAUUGCGUCCGAGUUGCGCCGCCGGUAUACCCGCGCUAUGCGAUCGGACUGGCGGAGGCAUUUGAUAUCGGCAAUGGAUGGUUUCAAGUCGGCAGCAAGUUCCACUUGGACGAAGAUAAGUCCAAGCAGACCAUCAAGGAGGCCUGGAGCAACAACAUUGGCGAGGCGGGCGAGUCACGACCCAAGUAUCUGAUCCGGUUGCCAGGCAAGCAACCCGGUUCGUGA